AUGUCUGACAACACUAAACCACGUAAAAGACUUAUCAUCAAACUCAGUUAUCCUCCUGGUUCUCGAAAACGUGAUUCAGAUUCUUGCGGUAGAGACGAAAACAAGAGAAGGAAGAUUCAAGAUUCGGUAAGACCAACGGUAACCUAUUAUUGGAUUGAUUCUAAUUAUCAUACCAAAACAACACCUUUGUCUUUGUCUCAACCCUACGAUGACAAUGUUGUUGAAAACAAAAACAUCACCAAGAACCAUGUUUCCAACACAGUUAUGUCUCAACCAAAGAAUAACAUCAUUGAUGUUGAAAACAAGAAGAUGAUCAAGACCCAAGUUUCAAAAAUAGCAAGAGCGGAAGAAAGUUUAAGACUUUAUACAAAAAGCAUCUUGAUGGUGAAGGAUUCAUCAAAAACAGCCUCUGUCACAAGAGCUGAAGAAUGUCCCGUGAAGAAAGCGAUGGAAUGUGUUAAGAGAAGAGAAUGUUGGUUGAUUUUGAAGAGGAUGUUGGUAGGGAGAGAUGGUUGGGAUUUGAAAGAUCCUCCAACAAGAGCAAUGGUUGAUAAGUCUGUUGAAUAA
Messenger RNA from Vicia faba (fava bean), 567 nucleotides. Lineage: Eukaryota; Viridiplantae; Streptophyta; Magnoliopsida; Fabales; Fabaceae. The record is from the annotation of a GenBank genome assembly.